Molecule: messenger RNA, 1615 nt
Organism: Rattus norvegicus (Norway rat)
Lineage: Eukaryota; Metazoa; Chordata; Mammalia; Rodentia; Muridae
Gene: Gskip
Product: GSK3B interacting protein
Exons: 3
Coding region: 69-503 (144 amino acids)
Biological process (GO): regulation of canonical Wnt signaling pathway
Cellular component (GO): cytoplasm; nucleus
Source: RefSeq, marked validated
GGGGGCGGGGGUGGUGCCGGCACCGCAAGUCUGGCUCCAGACGCCUCGGGACGAGGAAGAAGAGGAACAUGGGAGCUCGCAGAAUGGAAACAGACUGUAAUCCCGUGGAUCUAAGCAGUAUGUCUGGAUUCGAAGAAGGCUCCGAGCUCAACGGGUUUGAAGGAACAGAUAUGAAGGACAUGCAGCUGGAGGCUGAGGCCGUUGUCAAUGACGUUCUCUUUGCUGUCAACAACAUGUUUGUCUCAAAAAGCCUGCCCUGUGCAGACGAUGUGGCUUACAUCAAUGUGGAGACAAAGGAAAGAAACAGAUACUGCCUGGAGCUCACAGAAGCAGGGCUCAGGGUGGUGGGCUAUGCUUUUGACCAGGUGGAGGACCAUUUGCAAACCCCCUACCAUGAGACAGUCUACUCCCUGUUGGAUACGCUCAGCCCUGCCUACCGGGAAGCAUUUGGAAAUGCUCUCCUUCAGAGACUGGAAGCUUUGAAACGAGAUGGACAGUCCUGACUCAGUCUCCUGAGGGGCUGCUGCUGGUGUAGAGUCUCACGUAAGACUUGACGCCCUGCAUAUCAUCACUGUGGAAAGUGCAUCGCUGGCUUAUGUGCUCACCAUGCCUUCCAUGUAGGCUUUUGACUCAGCAUAAUUGACUCAUAAACUGUCUUAGUUUCAGAUUCGUUUAAGGGGACUGUGAGCCCAUUGCUCUGACACUGUCCUUCUGAGUUUUACAGACACAGUCACUCUGCAUCUCCAUACCUAAUCAGUACUCCAUUCUCUUAUGACAGGGCUUCAACGCUGCCAGCACUCUUCUUUACAUAGAAAAUUCUAGAUUUGCACAGUGAUAUAGAAAUUAGAAUCGCCUAACUUGAGACCUGGAUUCAGCCUGCUAAAUCAGGGGUUUACUACUAGCUUGGACUAAUGUUGUAGUGGUUAUUUUGUUACUGGCCUUAUUGGAAACAAACCGUCGACUGCACAAAUUUUGAGAUUUACUGCUCUACUCAAUCUACUUACCAAACAGACUGAUGAAGACAAACUGCUUAUCUGUUACGUAACUAGGAUAAAAUGAAAGGCAGGGCAGAAAUAAUUCUCUAUUCCUUGUUUGCAACAGCCAGCCAACCUAGAUGGACAGACCAUUAGCAAAUGAAUGUAUCAGUUACUCAUCUCCACGCUAUCUAAGCACAUGAGCAAAUAGAGGACCAGGCCCCACCUCAGCCUCCGCUGUGGACAAGGAAGAGGAUCCUGGUUUCCCCGGAAACCGUAUCUUGGCCUGUGUUGGUUCUUACUCCGAACGUUUGUUUACAAUGUACAGUAUAUAUAUGCACAUAUAUAUUCAGAAAGUAUUUUUGCUUCAAUGCUUCCCUUUCUAUAAAGCCGUGCUUUGGUAUUCCUACAGCACCCUUCCUCCCCAGCAGUUGGGCAGAGCACUGUCCCAUUGCCACAUGAACAGUGUAUCAUGAGUGCAUUGUAUGGUUUGAAACCAAAGGACGAAUGAAGCAUUCAGAAACUUGAUAUUUAAAAAAAGAGAUGCUCUGUAUUUUAUAUUUUAUUACAGUUCCUGGUGUUUAUAAACUUAAUAAAAGUCCUCCAUGCUGCUGCAUGUUUUCCAGUAUGUGACAAACAGA